UUGAAUAUGCAAUCCAUCCAGACAGAGUAUUACUAUUAGUUAACGACUCGUACCAUUAUCCGGUUGUACCCUGAAACACAAACAACAGAAACUCUCUCGCUCAAUGGAUCUUCAAUCUCCUUGUAGCGCUUGCACUUCCCUUCACCGAAAACCUCCUCUUGUCCGGCGACUAUCUUCUCUCAAUUCCGUCAACUUCCCUUUGAACUCCGUCAAAUGCUGCCGGAAAACUCCACCGAAGGUUCUAACUCCCGUUGCCGUCGCCGUCUCUGGCCAAAAUGGUAGCAGCUAUUCUCCAUCAGUUCCCACUCACAAAGUCACCGUUCUCGACCGCCAACGUGGCGUAGUUCACGAAUUCCUCGUCCCCGAGGACCAAUAUAUACUUCAUACUGCAGAGGCUCAGAACAUUACGCUACCCUUCGCUUGCAGGCAUGGAUGUUGCACAAGCUGUGCUGUUCGUGUAAAAUCCGGGCAACUUAGACAACCCGAGGCAUUAGGGAUAUCUGCUGAGUUGAAGUCUAAGGGUUAUGCACUUCUUUGUGUGGGAUUUCCGUCAUCUGACCUUGAAGUUGAAACACAGGAUGAAGAUGAGGUAUAUUGGCUUCAAUUUGGGAGAUAUUUUGCUCGAGGACCUAUUGAGAGAGAUGACUAUGCAUUGGAAUUAGCUUUGGGAGAUGAAUAACCUUUCAAGAGUUAGACAAUAUGGAAUCAAAAGCAAUAUGUGCUUUCUUAAUGACAUCUUGUUAUGGCUUAAUGUUCUUUAAAGUCUUGAAGAGCACAUCAGCGUGAGGUGCACUUUCAUCUCAAUUAAUGAGAACUUCCUAGUUAUUGAGCAUUAUUAAACACAUUGUAAAAAAAGAGUGUUAUUGAACACUCACAAAACUUCUAACUCUGACCAGUAAAUGGAUGAUAUCUUUUAGAAUUGGA
Solanum dulcamara is the source of this 924-nucleotide messenger RNA. Its product is annotated as ferredoxin C 2, chloroplastic. Gene Ontology annotation, molecular function: iron-sulfur cluster binding. The record is from RefSeq and is a predicted model, not a curated record. NCBI's taxonomy places the organism in Eukaryota, Viridiplantae, Streptophyta, Magnoliopsida, Solanales, Solanaceae. The coding region runs from base 104 to 679 and encodes 191 amino acids. The transcript has 7 exons.